GCUUUUACACCUGUUUGUUGUCGACGCACAUUAUAGCUAUAGCAUUACUAUCACUGUUGAUGUUAGGCAUUAUCAUCUAUAAAUAGCAAGCAUAACUCAACACUUUUCUCUACCACUAAAACUUCCUAUUCUCUAUUCGUUAUUUGCUUUAGCUAUAAGUUCAAACUUCCAAGUAAUUUUUAACCUUGUGCUGAUUGAUAUCUUUGAGUUUUAUCACAAUGGCCUCCAUGACCAUGAGGAUAUUAGGUAUUGUAGCUUUGCUUGUUGCGAUGUAUGCUAUAGCAUGUGAAAGUAGAGCAGCAAGAAAGAAUCUUGGGUUAAACCUAGGUGGGGUGAGAAUUGGAAGAGGUUCUGGUGUCGGAAUUGGAAUGGGUUCUGGUGUAGGAAUUGGGCUUGGCGGUGGUAGUGGUGCUGGCUCUGGUGCUGGUUCAGGGUCUGGAUCAGGUUCAAAUUCUGGUUCGGGUUCUGCUUCCGGAUCGGGAUCGGGAUCAGGGUCUUCUGGAGCAGGUUCUGAGGCUGGUUCACACGCAGGAUCUCAAGCUGGUUCAGGGGCUGGUUCAGGAGCCGGUUCUCAAGCAGGCUCUGAAGCUGGUUCACAUGCAGGAUCUCAUGCAGGGUCAGGAGCCGAGUCAGGAGCUGGUUCUCAAGCAGGCUCUGAAGCUGGUUCACAUGCAGGAUCUCAUGCAGGGUCAGGAGCCGGUUCUGAAGCUGGCUCUGAAGCUGGUUCACAUGGAGGCUCUCAUGCAGGGUCAGGAGGUGGUGUCGGAAUUGGAACCGGUUCUGGUGUCGGAAUUGGAACGGGUUCUGGUGUCGGAAUUGGAAUGGGUUCUGGUGUAGGAAUAGGGCUUGGCGGUGGUAGUGGUGCUGGCUCUGGUGCAGGUGCAGGGUCUGGAUCUGGAUCUGGAUCUGGUUCAAGUUCUGGUUCUGGCUCUGCUUCCGGAUCUGGAUCAGGGUCUUCUGGAGCAGGUUCUGAGGCUGGUUCACACGCAGGAUCUCAAGCUGGUUCAGGGGCUGGUUCAGGAGCUGGUUCCCAAGCAGGCUCUGAAGCUGGUUCACAUGCAGGAUCUCGUGCAGGGUCAGGGGCUGGGUCAGGAGCCGGUUCUGAAGCAGGCUCUGGAGCAGGUUCUGAGGCUGGUUCACACGCACGAUCUCAAGCGGGGUCAGGAUCCGGUUCAGAAGCAGGCUCAGGAGCAGGUUCUGAGGCUGGUUCACACGCAGGAUCUCAAGCGGGGUCAGGAGCCGGUUCUGAAGCAGGCUCUGGAGCAGGUUCACACGCAGGUUCUGAGGCUGGUUCACAUGCAGGAUCUCAAGCGGGGUCAGGAGCCGGUUCUGAAGCAGGAUCUGGAGCAGGUUCUGAGGCUGGAUCACACGCAGGAUCUCAAGCGGGUUCAGGGGCUGGUUCAGGAGCCGAUUCUCAAGUAGGCUCUGAAGCUGGUUCACAUGCAGGAUCUCGUGCAGGGUCAGGGGCUGAAUCAGGAGUCGGUUCUGAAGCAGGCUCUGAAGCUGGUUCACAUGCAGGCUCUCAUGCAGGGUCAGGAGCCGGUUCUGAAACGGGUUCUGAAGCUGGUUCCCGUGCAGGAUCUCAUGCAGGGUCAGGGGUUGGGUCAGGAGCCGGUUCUGAAGCUGGCUCUGAAGCUGGUUCACAUGCAGGGUCGGGAGUUGGUUCUGAAGCGAGUUCAGAAGCUGGUUCCCAUGCAGGAACUCAUGCAGGGCCAGGGGCUGGUUCAGGAGCCGGUUCUGAAGCAGACUCUGAAGCUAGUUCACAUGCAGGCUCUCGUGCGGGGUCAGGAUCUAGUUCUGAAGUGGGUUCUGAUGCUGGUUCUCAUGCUGGAUCUCAUGCUGAUUCAGGGGUUGGUUCUGAAGCAGGUUCAGAAGCUGGUUCAAAUGCAGGAUCUCAUGCUAGGUCAGGGGCUGGUUCAGGAGCCGGUUCUAAAGUUGAUUCUGAAGCUGGUUCAGGAUCUAGUGCUAAGUCCGGAGCCGGUUCUGAAGUAGGGUCUGAAGCCGGUUCAUAUGCAGGUUCUCAUGCUGGAUCUGGGUCUGGAUUUUCUAAAGUGGGUUCUGAAGCCGGUUCAUAUGCAAGUUCUCAUGCUGGAUCAGGAAAUUGAAACUAAAAUCUUCCAUAUUUAGUAAAUAAAAAAACUCAUUAAGCAACAAAUAUAACUCUGUGGUUCAAUAGACAUAGUGCAAUUCAUAAAUGUAUGUUUUUUCCUGUGUUUGUUACAUGGAGUCAUGAUCUAUCAUUUAUCUAUCUAUACAAUAUACAAUGUAGUGGUGUAAAGUUGUUUUCUUUGUCAAGUGUAAAACUUGUUCUUUAAUAAAAGAUGUUAGUUAAUAUAAA
Molecule: messenger RNA, 2338 nt
Organism: Vicia villosa (hairy vetch)
Lineage: Eukaryota; Viridiplantae; Streptophyta; Magnoliopsida; Fabales; Fabaceae
Exons: 1
Coding region: 219-2105 (628 amino acids)
Source: RefSeq, a predicted model, not a curated record